GGCGUAGAAUUAGGGAUAGGGCAAAACUUAAACGAAAUUAAUUACAACCCACUUUUAAUUAUUAAAAAAAACCCAAUAUUUAUUGAAGAAGAAGACACCGGUAUUGGGCAGCCACCUCCAAACGAAAAGCCAUCGGUAUUUUUUUACAUUCCCUUCGGAUAA
Molecule: messenger RNA, 162 nt
Organism: Pyricularia grisea
Lineage: Eukaryota; Fungi; Ascomycota; Sordariomycetes; Magnaporthales; Pyriculariaceae
Exons: 1
Source: RefSeq, a predicted model, not a curated record